AACCACUGACCAAACCACCGAUGACUCCCUGCCCCACCACACACUGUGAGUGGGGGACCAGGACCUCGGGGAGGGGAGACGUUAUCAGUUCAACCCAGGAAGGGAGGGUGUGUGAGAAUCCAUUGCCAGGAACUGAAAUGGGUGAAACAGAACCAGUCUGGUCCUAAGGAGCUCAGGGCCCCCCGAGUUGCCUCAACUGCUUGCUGGCUUCUUUGCUUUUUUGGGGGCUCAGAGGACCCAGGAGUCCGGGUCCACAGCCUCUUCUCUCAGAGACCCAGGAACCCAGCGCUCACCCCCAUGGAGCCCUGUCGGUCCCUGGCCCUGCUGGCCGGCUCCCUGGCCCUGGUCUCUGCCCUGGUUGCUCUGAGCACGGAUUUCUGGUUCGUGGCCAUCGGGCCCAGCUCUACAGCUCACUCGGGCCUCUGGCCGAAGCGGGAUGAGGAGUCAGUAGCAGGCUUCAUCCACGUGACGCAGACCUUCAGCAUUCUGGCCAUCCCGUGUGGCCUGGGGUCUGUGGGUCUCCUGAUCCUGUCCUGCAUCCCCUCACUGUCCGCCCCGGGCCGCGGCCUUCUGGUCUCAUCCAUCACAGCCUUUGUUGCAGCCCUCUUCACGGUGGUGGCCAUGGCCGUCUACACAGGUUAUCGGUGGAGCCAACCUCGACACUCCCAGAUCCAGUCCUCCUUCUCCUGGUCCUUCUACCUGGGCUGGGUUUCGGCUCUCCUCUGGUUCAGUGCAGGUAGCCUGGGUCUGGUCGCUCAUUCCCGUGCCCCUCCGCCUGGCUAUGACGAAGUGUGAGCCCAACAUGUGAGCCGAAGGUGAGGACAGCAAGUGGGUUGGAAAGCAUCAUCCAUGCAUCAUCCGGAGCCAUGGGAUCACCUGGCCCUCCCUCUGCCCUCACCCCCCGCCCUUCCAUAGCCCCAUUGUUUGUUUAUUCAUUCUUUCAACAACGAUUUGCUGCAGUCUGAUUAUUUUGAGAUUAAUUCAACCACGACACAAGCCGAUGGCACGCCAGCUCCCCGGUGGGUGACACUGGGCACCCAGAAAAGAAUCUGAAACCUCGACCUGCUCCCCAAGG
Messenger RNA from Myotis brandtii (Brandt's bat), 1075 nucleotides. It is a transcript of the gene NKG7, whose product is annotated as natural killer cell granule protein 7. The transcript has 4 exons. Gene Ontology annotation, cellular component: plasma membrane. The record is from RefSeq and is a predicted model, not a curated record. The coding region runs from base 298 to 795 and encodes 165 amino acids. NCBI's taxonomy places the organism in Eukaryota, Metazoa, Chordata, Mammalia, Chiroptera, Vespertilionidae.